Lodderomyces oxycetoniae is the source of this 222-nucleotide messenger RNA. RefSeq lists its product as uncharacterized. The transcript has 3 exons. The record is from RefSeq and is a predicted model, not a curated record. Lineage: Eukaryota; Fungi; Ascomycota; Pichiomycetes; Serinales; Debaryomycetaceae. The coding region runs from base 1 to 222 and encodes 73 amino acids.
AUGUCUAAUUAUUACCAGCAAGGACCUCCUCCACCUCAACAAGGUUACUAUCAGCAAGGACCUCCACCACAAGGUUAUUACCAACAGCAGCAACCAAUGUACGUUCAACAACAGCCACAGAAAGGUGGUGGUGGUGGUUGCUGUUCAGCGUUUUGUGGAAUGUGUGCCGCUAUUAUUUGUUGUUGUUGCGCCGAAGACUGUGCUGAAGCUAUAUGUAUGUAA